Schistosoma turkestanicum is the source of this 3477-nucleotide messenger RNA. Lineage: Eukaryota; Metazoa; Platyhelminthes; Trematoda; Strigeidida; Schistosomatidae. The record is from the annotation of a GenBank genome assembly.
AUGUGGAUUAUUUUAGUACUGCUGAGAAUUACUGUUUUCUUACUCAAAUCAAAUCAAUUCCUGUCUGGGAAUCCUCAUUCUGUUGAAUUGCAACAGCAGCAACCGCCCCCACAAUUACCACAGUCAAAAUGGAAUAUUUCUCACUAUCAGACUGUUACCAUUACAAAUAAUCUUGCUGAUCAGCUAGUCAUGACAGCUGAACAUGUUGACGACGAGUUACGUCAAAUCCAUAGAAUCAAACGAUCUCAAACACAGACAAACAGUAAUAAUAAUAAUAAUCAUAAAGACUCUAAUCAUGCUGAUCAGACCGCCGCUGAUGAUGAUGAUAGUUCUUCUAAUCGUGGAGUUGAUUCUAAGAGCAGUAAUAAUAAUAAUAACAAUAAUAAUAAUAAUAUUGUCAGUAAUGUGAAUAGAGAACAUGUCAGCAAAUCGAACCAAGCCAUGCCCACAUCCUCAAUCUAUCAUCAUCCUCAACCAAUGAUGAUUGCAGAGAGUGUGUUAAAUUCUAUGGAACACGAAAAAUUGCUUCGACCAGAGAAAUGUAUACCGAUUGAAAUACCAUUAUGUAAAAAUAUUGGUUAUAAUUUAACUUAUAUGCCAAAUGCAUUCAAUCAUGAAACACAAGAAGAAGCUGGUUUGGAAGUGUUGACUACUACUACUACUACUACUACUACUACUACUACUACUACUACUACUACUACUACUACUACUACUACUACUACUACUACUACUACUACUACUACUACUACUACUACUACUACUACUACUACUACUACUACUACUACUACUACUACUACUACUACUACUACUACUACUACUACUACUACUACUACUACUACUACUACUACUACUACUACUACUACUACUACUACUACUACUACUACUACUACUACUACUACUACUACUACUACUACUACUACUACUACUACUACUACUACUACUACUACUACUACUACUACUACUACUACUACUACUACUACUACUACUACUUUGGGAUUUGAAUUGACAAUUCAAUCUCCCUGUGUUCAUCAAUUUUAUCCAUUAGUUGAAAUCAAUUGUUCCGAAGAUUUAAGAUUAUUUCUAUGCAGUAUGUAUACACCGAUAUGUUUACCGAAUUGGCAUUAUCGUUUAACCGCAUGUAAAUCAUUAUGUGAAAGUGCACGAGAUGGUUGUAUGCCAGUGAUGCGUACUUAUGGAUUUGGUUGGCCAGAACGAAUGAAUUGUGAUCUUUUACCAGAAGGAAACGAAUGUGUAAGUCGAAGUAACACACCAAAUAAUAGAAAAGUUACAUCAUCAUCGCCUUCUGAUAAAGAAGUUGCAACUGUUGAUCAAAACGCAAAAGAUCGUGUUCCUGGAAAAUCCGGCGAAACAUCACCAAAUCAUGAAUUAUUCACAUUAUUACAACAAAUUCGUUCUUAUCAUCCACAUCAAUUCAAUCCAACUUCAUCAUCACAAUCAAAUGUACAAGCAUUGCAUAACCUGCAUAAUUUCACAACUAUUCUUCCUUCUUCAGAAAUUAUAAAUCAAUUCUAUGCCUACUUAUCAAAUCAUCAAUUAAUCGAUAGUAAUCAAAAAUCCCCCACAUCAAGUCAUAAUAAACUUACCGCCGACGGGAAACCGGCGAAACGUGAUGAAUCCCGAUCAAAGUUCAUUCAAUCUUCAUCAUCAUCAUCAUCAUAUGAGAAACAAUUCAAUCCAGUUAUUUGUCACCCAUGUAAAUGUCGUGAUCCAUUUGUACACUGGUUAAAACCCCCAUUGAAUGAAGUUAUCACUGGUGGUGUAAGUGGAUGUUUACCAGCAUGUCAUAGUCCAACAUUUGAUAAUCAAUCAGAUAGAACAUUCGCAACAUUUUGGCUUGGUUUAUGGUCAAUUUUAUGUAUUCUAUCUACAUUAGCUACAAUGACAACAUUUCUUACAGAUACACAUCGAUUUCAAUAUCCAGAACGUCCAAUUAUUUAUUUGUCCACUUGUUAUUUUAUGAUUGCACUUGGUUAUAUAAUACGUGUUAGUAUGGGUCAUGAAUUGAUUGCCUGUGAUGGAUCAAUGCUACGAAUCAGCACAACCGGUCCAAUACAAUGUAGUAUUGUAUUUUUAUUGACUUAUGUUUUUGGUAUGGCAUCGUCAGUUUGGUGGGUUAUACUUACAUUGACAUGGUUUUUAGCUGCUGGAUUAAAAUGGGGCACUGAAGCGAUUGCAAAAUAUUCACAGAUCUAUCAUUUUUUCGCUUGGUUUUUUCCUGGCGCCCAAGCGAUAUUUGUAUUAAUCUUGUCCGCCGUUGAUGGUGAUCCAGUUGGUGGUCUAUGCACUGUUGGUUCAACAAAUCUAAGCUAUUUACGUAUAUUUGUAUUAGCGCCAAUGUGUAUUUAUUUAGGCUUAGGCACAGUAUUUCUAUUGGCUGGUUUUGUGGCGCUAUUUAAAAUUCGCAGUGAAAUUAAACUACAAGCACGUGGUCAUUUGAAAACCGAUAAAUUAGAAAAGUUAAUGAUACGUAUUGGAAUAUUCGGUGUGUUGUAUACAGUUCCAGCGACGGUAGUGAUUGCAUGUCAUUGUUAUGAAUUAUAUCAUCGUGAUCUGUGGAAUAAAGCGCACAAUUGUCCAUGUACACCAUUAUCCUCAAUGACGAAAGAGAUAACACAAGAAAAUUUACUUGAGAAAUUGAAAUCCAUAUUGAUCAAUCAUCAUCAACAACAUUCACUGCAAACAAGUGAUAAAUUUCUGGAGGGAAAAAAUGGUUUUACACUGUAUUUAACACCGCCAACAUAUGCCACAGUUCAACCGGAAUAUGCGGUGUUUAUGUUAAAAUAUUUUAUGUCACUUGUUGUCGGUAUCACAUCGGGUUUUUGGAUUUGGUCUAGUAAAACAGUGGAUUCAUGGCAAUUAUGUUUAAAACGAACAUUUAAUCGUUCCAAUGGGAAAAACGCAAAACGAACUCAAGCAGCUGUAUCUGUGGCUGCUGUUGUCAGUCGUACCGGAGCUAGAUCACCUCCACAACCAUCAACCAAUCCAGGUACAAUGGGUUGGCGAAAUGUUGGACAAUCAAAUAUUUGGAUGAAUAGUAAUAGUAAUCCACAAUUAUCCGCAGGGACAAAUCUCCCCCCGCCAACAUGGCAAGAUGAUUACAUUCCUAAUAGUCGACUACUUCCUCAAUUGCCUCCACCAACAAGUUUAGAAUGUCAUCAUUCAACCAGUAUCCUUAUGAAUCAUACACUACCGCCUAUACAAGGUGGAUCAACAAUGCUUGGUACGUCUGGAGUUUCAUUGUCUGGUUUACAAGUGAAUUCUGCUUCGUUUAACAGCGGUCCAUUGGAUGGUACAACUAUAAGUGGAGGUGCCGGCAGUGGAACUAAUUUACCUGGUCAACAACAACCACAUGUUGGACGUAAAAUUGAUGUCAACAAUACUACUAAUACUACUACUAAUAAUAAUAACAGUAAUAAUUUAUUCCUUAUGUCCUCAGUACCAAUGACACAUAUUUGA